UUCCCACAACAACCAUCAACAAACCAACCAACUUUCUGGAGAUGGCUUUCUCAGACUACUACUAAAGAAUACAACGCUGAUGUAUGAUAGAUCAUUUUAUCUUGACGUGAAAUAUUGAAUAAACAUGUUUAUGUGAUAUUUCAUGACGCACUAUCAAAGAAGCUAUUGGUUGUGUUAAUUAUUUCCUUUGAAACUGUUAGUCUUGAUUUUUCAAACGGAAAGAGUGUGUGUUUCUUGAAGCAAGUUCUUCCAAGUAGAAUACUUGGAUUCCAUCCGGUUGUGCACAAGAGAAAUAUUGAUCAAUUCUAGUGAUUUUCAAGGUUAGAUAUCAGUAAUCGAAAAUGGAUCCAGUGCCAAGAAGGAAGCAGUCUGUAGAUGAGAGCAGUGACAAUGAGCAGCAGCCAGAGGAGGUGAUAACAGGGAUGCGACACGAGUGCGGUGUGUUUGGAUGUGUGGCAGCCAGCCCCUGGCCCACUCAGAUCGAUGUGGCUCAGGUCAUUUGUCUGGGACUUGUCGCCUUGCAACACAGAGGACAGGAAAGUGCCGGUAUAGUGACAAGUGAGGGCGGCAAUACGAAAAAUUUCCAUGUGAAGAAAGGAAUGGGAAUGAUUAAUAGCGUUUUCAACGAUGACGCAAUGAAAAAACUAAAAGGUAACUUGGGUAUUGGUCACACCAGAUAUUCGACUAGUGCCGCAUCUGAGGAGGUGAACUGCCAACCAUUUGUGGUGCACACAGCCCACGGUAUCCUUGCAGUGGCGCAUAACGGUGAAAUUGUUAAUUGCGAUAAAUUAAGAAAUUUGGUAUUAUCACGAGGAGUGGGUCUAUCGACUCGGUCAGACAGUGAGCUGAUCACACAGGCGCUUUGCCUCACUCCUCCAGGGUGCGAGAGAGACGGAGAACCCGACUGGCCGGCACGUAUCAAGAAUCUGAUGAAGCUCGCCCCUCUCUCUUACUCGCUCGUUCUCAUGGAGAAAGAUCGCAUCUUCGGAGUGAGAGAUCCCUAUGGCAACCGACCGUUGUGCCUAGGAAAAAUAGUUCCCGUCAACAGCAAAAACGCUGACGGUGAAGAGGGCUGGGUGGUUUCGUCCGAGUCUUGUGGUUUCUUGUCGAUUGGUGCCAGAUAUGUGCGAGAGGUUUAUCCCGGAGAAAUCGUCGAAAUAUCCAAAACUGGAAUCAAGACCAUCACCAUAGUAGAACGGCCGCACGAUGACCCUCAAGCUUUCUGCAUUUUCGAAUACGUCUACUUUGCCAGAUCGGACAGUAUUUUUGAAGGUCAGAUGGUGUACUCGGCGCGCUUGCAGUGCGGAAGGCAGUUGGCGAGAGAAACGCUGGUGGAGGCUGACAUUGUCAGUUCUGUGCCGGAAUCAGGCACAGCCGCUGCACAUGGAUUCUCCAGAGAGUCUGGAAUCCCGUUCGCUGAAGUGCUGUGCAAGAACCGGUACGUAGGCCGCACGUUCAUCCAGCCGAGCACACGUCUGCGCCAACUGGGCGUGGCCAAGAAGUUCGGCGCACUCUCCGAGAACGUCAAGGACAAGAAGCUCAUCCUCAUCGACGACUCCAUUGUCAGGGGCAACACCAUCGGACCCAUCAUCAAACUGUUGAGGGAUGCCGGCGCUAAGGAGGUUCACGUGAGGAUAGCAUCCCCUCCUCUGCAUUAUCCGUGUUACAUGGGCAUCAAUAUUCCAACCAAAGAGGAGUUGAUUGCAAAUCAAUUGGAUAACAUCGAAUUGGCUAAUCAUACAGGCGCUGACACGUUGGCCUAUCUCUCCGUGGAAGGAUUGAAAAGGGCAGUCCGAGAAAAUAUUGAUAACAAAGAGCACAAAUCAGUAGGACAUUGCACAGCAUGUCUGACCGGACAGUAUCCUGCAGCGUUAGAAUGGUGAUCAAGUAAAAGAUCCAUGACUGAUAAUAGUGUCAGAUUCAGAUUAAUAUCUGACAGUGAAGCUUAUUUUUAUGAACUAUCCAGAUAAAAAGUAUUGUUGGUUUAAGAUGGUGAACACCGAUGGUUUAAAAAAAACAUUAAAAUAACAUUUGUGGUGAAUAACAUCCUGAGUAGUUUAAUACGAAAAGAAAUUAUGCUUUUGGGGUUUAAAAAUUAUUGAAUGUAAUUAUCAAGGUACAAGCAUAAAAAAGCCGAAUUUUCUUUAAUCAUUUGAGUUGAUCUGAACUAGUAAUCAUCUAUUUUUCUUCUGCCUUAUAGAUUAUUCCAACGGAUCGAUAUUAAUUUAUCCAAGGAUCAAAACAAUAUUUUUAAUGUAGAAUAGGUAGAAACUAAGAAUCCAUGGAUUGAUCCCUUUCAGGGAUAUCAGUUUUACAUAUUUAUAAAUUGGAUGCAAUAUUAUACUCGAUGCCUUGAAAGGCACACAUACAAACAAAAGUAGGCUACAUUCCUUGUUAAUAUUAUUGCAUUAUUCUAUUAUUUGAAUCAUAUGUCGUUCUUUCAUCAGAAUUUAUCUUUGAAGAAGAUAAAUUAAUUAUCUUUAAUCUAUCUUCAAUUAAAGGUUAGUUAUCUUUAAGGAAGAAGAUAUUUAAUAUAUUUUUUUUUAGUAUGGUACUGUAUCGAAUAUUAUAUUGAUUAUUUAGUUCAAUUAUUAAUUUCUUGGAUCUUCUGUAUUACAAUUUACUUUUUUAUUUUUCUAUAUUCUACAUAGUUGAAUGUAAUUGCAUGAUCUAUUCAUUUAUCAAUGUAAGUACUUGAUGGAAUAAAAUAAAUCACAUCAAAAUAAAAA
Messenger RNA from Nilaparvata lugens (brown planthopper), 2729 nucleotides. RefSeq names its product amidophosphoribosyltransferase. Gene Ontology annotation, biological process: purine nucleotide biosynthetic process; purine nucleobase biosynthetic process. Gene Ontology annotation, molecular function: amidophosphoribosyltransferase activity. The transcript is spliced from 10 exons. Bases 342 to 1883 code for a protein of 513 amino acids. Lineage: Eukaryota; Metazoa; Arthropoda; Insecta; Hemiptera; Delphacidae. The record is from RefSeq and is a predicted model, not a curated record.